Molecule: messenger RNA, 1474 nt
Organism: Alternaria rosae
Lineage: Eukaryota; Fungi; Ascomycota; Dothideomycetes; Pleosporales; Pleosporaceae
Exons: 7
Coding region: 211-1449 (412 amino acids)
Source: RefSeq, a predicted model, not a curated record
AAAUACCCAGCCCGCGGUUUACCUCGUGGCUCGUUAAGUAUACGGGUAUUCCUAGUCUUUCGAUUCAUGAUCAGCCCGUGCUGUGCCUGGAACGAGUUUGGGUGCUUCGUAUCAUACACCUAAAGGCAGGUCGCCCAUACCUUAAUUUACAAACUUCCACCCUACACUACCACUACCGCUACAACGUCACUGUUCCGAUGCCGGGCAACAAUGGGUGCUGUCAAAAUGUUCAGCCCAAACGAUCUACGGCCCACCAUCGAGAUCACCGAGUUCGUUCUCGUGACCCUUUCCACGGUAGUGAUUGCUGUUCGGUUCUACGUCCGGAAAUGGAUCGUGGGAAGGGUUGAUCUAAGUGACUACAUAAUGGCAACGGCCUUAGUCUUCACAUGGGGACUUUGCGCCUGCAACCACUAUCAGCUACUAUUUGGUUCUGGGGUUGAUUAUGACCCAGGCAGUAGAUCAAAGCUCAAUCCAGAGCAGUUAAAGACAUUGGAACGCUACGCCUUGGGUGCUGUGGCAACAUGGUACGCAUACCAUAUCGGUUAUCUGUUUAUAAUGGGUCUCAUCAAGCUCUCGAUACUUGUCUUCUACCUCGGCUUUGCAACCCAACGAACUUUCCGAAGACUGGUCCACAUAUCGAUUGUCAUCGUCACCGCUAUCACGAUAAUCUCGAUCUUCAUUGUCGCUUUCCAAUGUCCCAAGAAACCUUCCGUCGCUUUCUCCACUGCUAUACUGCGAGACAAGGGGGCCGGCCACUGUUUCGACCUAAGAAUCAUUUUCUACUGGCAAGCAGGUUGGAGUAUCGGAUCCGACGUCGUCAUUCUACUUCUUCCCAUGCCGCUUCUGUUUUCACUGCGCAUGCGAACAGCCAAACGACUAUCCGUCAUAGCCGUGUUCGCUGUGAGUCUUCUCAUUCCGAUAGCGUCUGCAGUUCGGCUUUGCGGUCUGAACCUCUGGGCUAAUAGCGGAUUGCACGCUCGGUAUUACGGCGGAUACAUCAUCUUCUGGUCCCAAGUCGAGAUCAACACAGCCAUCAUCUGCGCAUCAGCACCAUCCAUCCAACCUCUCUUCAAACGCAUCUUCAACCGAAUACUCGGCUUCCGUCAAUCUCGCAGCCCUUACUAUUACUAUGGGGCACGCAGCUCGCUUCCCGGACUUCCCGCCAUGGAAAUCGACAGAGACCUGCGAGUUCGCAGAGACAGCAUUAGUACCUUGGAGAUGCCGACUCGCGCCCAUUAUUUUUACAAAGAUGAGGCAGGUUACGGAGUUCGGGACCGAGAUAUUGAUACUCGUCCUGCGGAAGAGGAGGAGAUCAGGGCGCGGAUUCGUGCACUCACAAGUCCGACGCCUAUGGUUCUCCGGCCUGUAUCACUUUCUUCUGGACCGACUAUUCCUGACACAACCGUGCAGCCAAUAAAAUCGGAAGAUCUGCAAGGCUAUCUGGGCUGAUCCGAGGUAGCAUUAGAGACCUUUC